This is a messenger RNA of Ostrinia nubilalis (European corn borer), 858 nucleotides long. RefSeq lists its product as uncharacterized. Lineage: Eukaryota; Metazoa; Arthropoda; Insecta; Lepidoptera; Crambidae. Bases 47 to 814 code for a protein of 255 amino acids. The transcript has 3 exons. The record is from RefSeq and is a predicted model, not a curated record.
GAGCUCGGAGAGAACAUCGGCUAUCGCUCGGGACAAGUUUGCUAACAUGUUGGGUCGCGUCAUCCUUCACGCGAUGACUCUAACUGCGGUUGUAGUAACAGCAGAUAGUGAUUACUGCAUUGAAGAUUCUUACGGAACUGAAACAUCUGAUAAAGUUUCGCGUAUGAUUGUCGUUAAUCUCUAUGAUACUGAUAGUGACGUAGAAGUUCCUGCUGAUGCAUGUCUAAGCCUGUUGCACGAAAGACACGUUGUGGGCGUAAAAGCAUCUGCUUGCAGCACGCAUCCAUGGACUUUGAAAAUAACAAAUCUAACCACAAUCCACGUCCAUCAUCAAUUCUUUGACUUGAUCGCACUAAACGUGACAAUAUCUUGCUUAUUUGAACCCAAACCUGAUCAAAACGAAACGAUUAUAGGUACUACAAAAAAGAAUCCCCAUAAGAUUGGUAGACGUUCAGCGAGUAAUAUAAAAUAUGGAGAUGUAACUUCAGAAUAUGAUACUGUAGAAGAUGUAAAUAAAGAAGAUGAGACUGCACAAAAUGCAAAUGUAGUAAAAGUUGCUCCCAAAUAUAAUAAACCAAGUAAGCCAAGUAUUGCUAAAGUCAUAGUCAAAAAAUCAAAGCACGGCAAAUCUAAAAAACAUUCGAGGAAGGUCAAAUUUGUGAACCAAAAUGCUGGUAAGAAUGAAAGGAGAAAACGUUCAGUCGAACUAGACUCAAAUUCGAGCUCUAUCUCUAGCUCAAGUUCCGAAGAAGUUAAUGACAUGACGAAUAGUCAGCAAUACAAAUUUCCUAAUAACGCUACAAAUGUGAACUGAAAUUCGUCAAUUAUGUUAUUGUCGAAAAUUGUUGUAACUGGUGA